AUGUCGUCUAUCACAUCUACUCUCAAGUCUGCCAUUCCAGGAAUGUCUACUAAUGCAAAAAUUGACGAUCUCCAAAAGAACACCGUUGAUGUCCAGCACCAUGAACCAGGUCUGACCACAGACUUUGGGGUGCCUUACCCAGACACCGACAAUUGGCUCAAGGCCACUGACGGCACUAAAGCCGGCCCGUCUCUCCUCGAAGACCAAAUUGCUCGCGAGAAGAUUCACCGUUUUGACCACGAGCGCAUCCCAGAGCGCGUUGUUCAUGCGCGCGGUGCUGGAGCAUUUGGUCACUUCAAGGUCUUUGACGACCGUGCGAGCAAGUUUACCAAGGCUGGCGUUUUGACGGAUGCCUCUCGUGCAACUCCUGUCUUCGUGCGCUUUAGUACGGUUCAAGGCCCUCGUGGUAGUGCAGACACUGUUCGUGACGUUCGAGGCUUCGCCACAAAAUUCUAUACUCAGGAGGGUAAUUGGGACCUUGUCGGGAACGAUAUUCCUGUAUUCUUCAUCCAGGACGCGAUAAAGUUCCCCGACUUUGUUCAUGCCGUUAAGCCAGAGCCGCAUAAUGAAGUACCUACAGGUCAGACAGCACAUAAUAAUUUCUGGGAUUUUUUCAACCUACAGCCUGAGACGUCUCACAUGGUCAUGUGGGCAAUGUCUGACCGAGGUAUUCCUCGUUCCUACCGCAUGAUGCAAGGAUUUGGUGUCAAUACGUUCACUUUGACCAAUGCCGCCGGAGAGAACUUCUUCGUGAAGUUCCAUUGGAUUCCCGAGCUCGGCGUUCAUAGCUUUACUUGGGACGAAGCCCUCAAAUUGUGUGACUUCCACCGGAAAGAUCUCAAUGAAGCAAUAGAGAAUGGCGCUCCUCCAACAUGGACGCUUGGGUUGCAGAUAAUUCCGGAGGCGGACGAAGAUACUUUCGAUUUUGAUAUCUUGGAUGCGACGAAGAUCUGGCCAGAAGAUCUCGUGCCUGUGCAACCAAUUGGCGAAAUGGUGCUUGACCGUACUGUUGAUGAAUACUUCCCGCAGACUGAGCAGGUUGCAUUUUGUACGAGCCAUGUCGUACCCGGCAUUGGCUUUAGCAACGACCCGCUCUUGCAGGGACGAAACUUUUCGUACUUUGAUACGCAAAUUUCGCGUCUUGGUAUCAACUGGGAAGAGCUUCCAAUUAAUCGUCCAGUCUGUCCUGUCAUGAAUUUCAAUAGAGAUGGUGGAAUGAGACACCGCAUCACGAAAGGUCAGGUUAAUUACUGGCCGAACCGUUUCGAGGUAGUCCCACCAGUACCAGAAGCGAAGGGUGGCUUUAAGGAGCACCCACAGAAGGUAGUCGGGGUGAAGAUGCGUGCUCGUGGUGCCAAGUUCGAUGAACAUUGGAAUCAGGCACAACUUUUCUACAAUUCUCUUUCCGAAGUCGAGAAGACGCACCUAAUAAGCGCCAUUUCUUUUGAACUCGACCAUUGUGACGAUCCAACCGUCUACAAGACUGCAAUUCUCCGCCUGAAUGACAUCGACAGUGAGCUCGCGAAGCAGGUCGCAAUUAAUGUGGGUGGUCCUCUCCCAGACAAGCCAGGUCGUCAGAAUCACGGCCGUAGGGCCCCGCGGUUGUCGCAAUUCGAAUUUAUGCCGUCAACGCCGACCAUUAAAUCGCGCCGUAUUGCAAUUCUGGUUGCGGACGGUUUUGAUCUAGCAGUAGUUGACGCGAUGAAAGCGGCACUUAGCGCUGCUGGCGCCCUGCCAUUCCUUAUCGCUCCUCGUAGGGGUGAAAUCUAUCCUGAAGGACAAGCAUUUGGUAAAGGGCAGGGAGUCGUAGCAGACCACCACUUUGAGGGCCAGCGCUCGACUAUGUUCGACGCGCUGUUUAUUCCUGGAGGCGCUGAAUCCGUCAAGACCUUGGCAAGCAAUGGUCGCGCGAUACACUGGGUACUUGAGGCAUUUGGUCAUCUGAAGACAAUUGGAGCAGUUGGAGAAGCCGUUGACUUCCUUCGUGACGCUGUUCGUCUUCCAGGAAUACAGUUCGCCGUACAGUCGGGCGACUCUGUGACCGUCAACUUUGGCGUCGUAACAGCACCGAAGCUUACUGCUCCCUCUUCCAUCUCGGAGGGCUUCAAGAUUUUGAAGGAUGCAACUGAUUUCUUGGGCUCGUUCGCGUAUCAAGUUAGCCAACAUAAGUGCUUCGAGCGUGAGACUGCGGGUCUAGCAAGCAAGGUAGCUUUCUAAUUGUAUGGGUCGUCGCGAAAGAAACGGUGUUACUACUAGUCAUUAUGAAUUUCUGUAUGUGUACGUGUACAUUGUAUGCCAAAAUCUGAA
Molecule: messenger RNA, 2307 nt
Organism: Fomitiporia mediterranea MF3/22
Lineage: Eukaryota; Fungi; Basidiomycota; Agaricomycetes; Hymenochaetales; Hymenochaetaceae
Product: catalase-domain-containing protein
Exons: 7
Coding region: 1-2217 (738 amino acids)
Biological process (GO): response to oxidative stress; hydrogen peroxide catabolic process
Cellular component (GO): cytosol
Molecular function (GO): heme binding; catalase activity
Source: RefSeq, a predicted model, not a curated record